Messenger RNA from Capsicum annuum, 1865 nucleotides. Its product is annotated as probable flavin-containing monooxygenase 1. The record is from RefSeq and is a predicted model, not a curated record. Gene Ontology annotation, molecular function: NADP binding; N,N-dimethylaniline monooxygenase activity; flavin adenine dinucleotide binding. NCBI's taxonomy places the organism in Eukaryota, Viridiplantae, Streptophyta, Magnoliopsida, Solanales, Solanaceae. The transcript is spliced from 5 exons. Bases 167 to 1735 code for a protein of 522 amino acids.
AGAAAUACAACUAACUGAACGAUGCACAAAAUUAAAUUUCCCUCUGUAUAAAGGGCAAUUGAUCAAGCCCUCUAGCUAUCCAUCAUCCUCACAUUAUAACAGGGGUAGAAAAAAAAAAAGAGAGGAGAGAGGAAGUGCGGAACCGUGGCCCGCCAGUAACAACACAAUGACAAAUUCAGACGGCAGAGAAAGCAAAAAGAAGGAGGUGAUAGCGAUUGUUGGAGCUGGAAUAAGCGGCCUAUUGGCCUGCAAAUACUGUCUUUCUAAAGGAUUUGAUCCCAUAGUGUUCGAGUCGGAGAGUAGCAUUGGAGGCGUGUGGACUAAAACUGUUGAGAGUACUAAGCUGCAGACACCAAAACCCUUUUACCAAUUCUCUGAUUAUCCAUGGCCUGAUACAGUAACCGAAUUGUUCCCUGACCAGCAAACGAUGUUGGAGUACAUUGAAUCGUACGCAAAUCACUUUGAUUUGGUCCGACACAUUCAGUUUAACAACAAAGUAUUGAGCCUCAGUUAUGAAGAAGAUAAUAAUGACGGAGAAUGUAAUUUGUGGGAAGAGGCAUUUAGCAGUAAAGGGAAAUGGAACGUCACUGUACAGGACACUCGAACCCUAUCCGCACAGGUAUACAAAGUUGAUUUUGUAAUAGUUUGCUUGGGAAGGUUCAGCCAGGUUCCAAACAUCCCUGAAUUUCCUCCCAACAAAGGACCCCAAACUUUUGAAGGCGAAGUAAUCCAUUCAAUGGAUUAUUCCAAAAUGGACUCCGCAGCUGCAGCAAACUUUGUCAAAGGAAAACAUGUAGCCAUAGUUGGGUUCCAAAAAUCAGGAAUGGACAUUGCCAUGGAAUGCUCCACAGUCAACGGGGUUGAACGUCCGUGCUCAGUUGUAAUCAGGACACCACAUUGGAACGUUCCUGAUUAUUUCCCGUGGGGAUUCCCUAUGGCUAAUCUGUAUUUAAAUCGAUUCUCAGAACUUACGGUGCAUAAACCCGGUGAAGGCCUUCUUUUGCAUCUCUUGGCUACAAUUUUCUCACCUCUGAGAUGGGCGUUCUCAAAAUUUGUGGAAAGCCAUAUAAGACACAAGCUCAAGCUUUCAAAACACGGGAUGGUGCCAGAGCAUAGUUUCUUAAACGAAUUGAGUUCGUGUUUAAUUUCUACCGUGCCAGAGGGCUUCUAUGACAGAGUAGAGGAAGGAAGUAUAAAGCUCAUCAAGAAAGCAGAGAAUUUUGGAUUCUCGAAAGAAGGUAUCGUGCUUGACGGUCAGGCUGAGCCAAUAAAAUCCGACUUAGUCAUACUCGCUACUGGCUUCAAAGGAAUUGAGAAGCUCAAACACAUUUUUGAAUCACCAAAAUAUCAAGAAUUCAUAGCAGGCUCAGAUGAUUUUGCAGUUCCCCUCUAUAGGGAAUGCAUUCAUCCCCGAAUUCCACAACUGGCAAUAAUUGGAUUCUCAGAAAGCAUAGCUAAUCUAUUCACAUCGGAAAUAAGAUGCCGAUGGCUGGCGGAGUUUCUUGAUGGAAAGUUUAAGCUGCCUGACAUCAAGAUGAUGGAGAAAGACAUAGCAGAAUGGGAUAAAUACAAGAAGAGAUACUCAAAGAAGUACUACAGGAGAUCAUGCAUCGGUGCAUUGCAUAUUUGGCACAACGACCAACUCUGCAAGGACAUGGGAUGGAAUCCUAAAAGGAAAAGGGGAUUGUGGGCUGAGUGGUUUGAACCUUAUGGACCCCUGGAUUACUCUGUCUAAUACAACAGCCCCAGGGCCAUCCCUGUUAUUUCAAGAAUAACGGAUUCUCUUUUCCUAUGUUUUUUAUGUUCAAGCUUUUCUGCAUGCUUGUGAUGGUUGUUAAUAUAAUAUCAUAUUUGUUACGGAAAAA